Molecule: messenger RNA, 2391 nt
Organism: Heterotrigona itama
Lineage: Eukaryota; Metazoa; Arthropoda; Insecta; Hymenoptera; Apidae
Source: the annotation of a GenBank genome assembly
AUGAAAUUGAAACCUAAAAAAGUGGAACGGUCAAGCGUGAAAUCAGUAGGAAAAUCUCGUAAGCAAAUACGCAAGGAGCUCAGAAAACAGAAAAAAAUCAAUAGAUCAAUUUAUUUCAAAAGUAAAAAUGAAUCACGUGCUGCGUCUGCACACGCCAGUGACAGUCAGGUGGAUCACAGCAAACUGACUGAUAAGAGUGUGAAAGAAGGACCUAAGAAUUGUACAAAAGAAACGAAAAGAAGAAAACUCGAAGACCUUGAACAUCAACGAAGAAAGGAAAAAAAUAGAUUACUCAAAGCAGCCAAUCUAAAGGAAGACAAAGAAAUUAAAAGAUUGGAAAAACAAUUGAAAUUGAACAAGAAGAAAAAGGAGACAGUUUCAAAGUCUUUUGUAUCAGAUGGUUUGGAUUGUAUCCUUCUAUUAUUCGACAACAAAAAAUGUUUUCAUACGUAUUGUAGCUUAUAUAUAUUAUAUUUACAAAUAAAAGAUAAGGACUGUAUCGUAGAGACAGAGAAGCAAAUUUUAGAAAAUGAAUUCAAUGUCAACUCUGAUGUAAAUUCCUUGAUAACAGCGGGAAGAAACGAAUGUACAGAUAGCAAACUAGAUAUUAUUAAUGAAAGUGAAGAUGAAAAUGUUGGUUCUGUUACAUUUGUCAAAAAACAAUGUGAGAAUAAGAGUGAUUCGAAUAAACUGGCACAAAUACCAAAGAAUAAAAAAAUAAAAUCAACACAAACAAAGAAAUCUAACGACAUCGACACUAACGACAAAGAUACAUGGGAAGAUAUUUAUGGACGAAAAAGAGAUAAAAAAGGUAAUGUUAUAGACAAUGCCAAUAAAUACAUCCCACCUGCUGCGCGAAUAAACACUGUACAUGGUACAAAUCCAGAUGAUGAAAAAUUGCAAUUGUUAGAAAAACAAUUGAAAGGAUGUUUAAACAGAGUGACAGAACAUAAUAUGUACAGUAUAGCAAACCAGAUUGAAGCGAUGUAUAUGACAAAUAGUCGUAAUAACAUGAACGAGGUACUAUCGAAAUUGAUAAUUGAAAGCUUAGUGUUGCACGUGAUCACACCAGAUCGUCUUGUUUCUGAGUACAUGAUGCUAAUCGUGAUAUUACAUGCAAAUAUUGGUAUCGAAGUAGGUGCUCAUUUUUUAGAGAAACUCGUUAAACAAUUCAUUCGAACACUGGAGAAGUCGCAAGAUGUAGCAAACAAAGAAUUGGAUAACAUCGUUCUUAUGAUUUCACAUUUAUAUAAUUUUAAAGUAUUUGGAUAUAAACUUCUUUAUCAGAUACUUGAUAAAUUGGCGAUGAAGUUUACGGAAAAAGAAAUUGAAUUGAUACUAAUUAUUCUGAAAACAGUGGGAUUUUCAUUGAGAAAGGACGAUCCGAAUGCUUUAAAAGAAUUUAUACAAAAUCUGCAACGAAAGGCUGGUCACGAGACUGAAAGAAAUUCAAGAGUUAAAUUUAUGUUGGAAAUUUUAUUAGCCAUAAAAAAUAAUAACAUCAGCAAAAUACCUCAAUAUGAUCCUUCUCACGUGGAACAUUUGAAAAAAGUUAUGAAAAGCAUAAUACGCAAAGGUAAUGCAAUAACACCAUUCAAUGUAUCUCUGACGGAUUUGUUGUACGCCGAUGAGAAUGGAAAGUGGUGGAUCAUAGGAUCAGCAUGGUCUGGCCCGAGUAACGCGAAUAGCAAAUCAGUUGCAAAAGGACACGAGCUUAAUUUCGGUACAAAAAUUCUGGAAUUGGCACGAAAACAGAGAAUGAAUACCGAUAUAAGGAAAAAUAUUUUCUGUAUCCUUGUGACGGCUGAAGAUUAUUUAGAUGCGUUUGAAAAACUGCAUCAUCUUGGUUUGAAGGAUCAACAAGAAAUCAUACAUGUUGUAAUGCAUUGCUGCUUACAAGAAAAUAAGUUUAAUCCUUAUUACGCAGUAUUAGCUCAAAAGUUGUGUGAAUAUAACAGAAAAUAUCAGCUUACAAUACAAUAUAGUCUUUGGGACAAAUUAAAAACACUGGAGACAUACGAAAAUAAACAGUUAUCUAAUUUGGCACAAUUUUUAAUUCACUUAUUUAUUGAAAAAUGUCUUGCUAUAUCAAUUUUAAAAGUUAUUCAUUUUACCGAACUGGAAAGACCUACUAUGAAAUUUCUUGAACAAAUUAUAUUAGGAAUUCUUUUGCACGAAAAUAAACAAGCUUGUUUGCAAGUAUUUGAAAGAAUCUCUGUUUCUUCUCAAUUACAGACUUUCAGAGAGAGCCUUCGUUUGUUUAUAAACUGCUUUUUAAUAAAAAAUUUACAUUCGUAUAAUAUGUCAGACAAGCAGAGACCAAUGCUAAAAGAGAGAAUCGAAUUGGUAGAUAAACUAUUAAUUUUACACGGAUCAAAAAUUGGAUUUUAA